Molecule: messenger RNA, 450 nt
Organism: Zingiber officinale
Lineage: Eukaryota; Viridiplantae; Streptophyta; Magnoliopsida; Zingiberales; Zingiberaceae
Exons: 6
Coding region: 31-450 (139 amino acids)
Source: RefSeq, a predicted model, not a curated record
CUGUUCUAAACCCUACGUUCCGGUGUUUCGAUGGCGAUGAAGAUUGCUGAGGCGAUUUCUGAAGUUAUGCUCGUAGCAUGUGCAGGAUGGUAUGUACGCUCCGCCUUCAUGGAAUUUGGAUACCAAAAAUCUGCAGAUGAAGUUUUGCUAAAGGUCACUAAGGUGCACCAAGAACUCUCAAAACUUCAGGAUGAAAUUUCUGUUAAAGCAGAUUCUUACAGAUGCACAAUUGUUAGUGAUGCACAAAGAUUUAACUCCUUAGGCAAUAUCACAUCACUUAUUAUUCCCAGUGUGACCAUUGGAGCUUUAGCCUGUGGAAUCAUAUGUUUUACGGAAGUUAUACUACGUGAGAAACUAAAUAACAGGGAACAACAAAUCUAUAACCUGAACCCACAUCUUAAGGGUUUGAAACCCAUUGACUUUGCUCAAGAGGAGAGGUUGGUAAGAUAG